Bolinopsis microptera is the source of this 1474-nucleotide messenger RNA. RefSeq names its product cyclic AMP-responsive element-binding protein 3-like. Lineage: Eukaryota; Metazoa; Ctenophora; Tentaculata; Lobata; Bolinopsidae. Gene Ontology annotation, cellular component: nucleus. The transcript is spliced from 11 exons. Gene Ontology annotation, molecular function: RNA polymerase II cis-regulatory region sequence-specific DNA binding; DNA-binding transcription factor activity, RNA polymerase II-specific. Bases 23 to 1069 code for a protein of 348 amino acids. The record is from RefSeq and is a predicted model, not a curated record. Gene Ontology annotation, biological process: regulation of transcription by RNA polymerase II.
CAAAUAAUUUGAGUAGUAAAAGAUGGCAGAUAGCGUCAUAGACCACCUAUUUGAUGAUGCGAUAUCAUCCGAUCUGCCAAUGCCAGGCGCUGAGCUGGACUUCUUCUUGGAUCAUCUUCCUGUUGAUGAUACAUCAACCUUUUCAGUGAAGGAGAUACUAGCAGGAGGAAAUCGAGACCUCUGGGAGUUUGAUCCUGAUGUAGACCAAGAUAAUAAUAUGGUGAAAAAGGAGCUGCUAAGUGAUGGAGGUAGUCCUGACUCGUCCGGGGCAGACAGGUACUCCAUUAACUCAGAUGAAGAGCGAGAUCCACUGAAUCUCAACAACAACCUCCUCAAUGUAGACAUCUUCCUUAACAAACCCUCAGGAGCUGAUAACGAUGUGCUGGUGAACAUACCUCAACGUACUGGGAUCUACACUACAGGCAGGAUCUCACAUAGAGGCAGGGUCAAUACUGACGAUCUGCGGUGCAGCAGUGUGAAAGGAAGAGAUAUUACAGAGGAAGAGAGGAAGAUGUUAGAUGAGGAAGGAGUGACCAUUCCUUACAAUGUUAUCCUUACUAAGAACGAAGAGCGAGCACUAAAGAGGGUGAGAAGGAAAAUAAAGAAUAAGAUUUCAGCAGCUGAGAGCAGGAAGAGAAGGAAGGAGUAUAUUGGGGGUCUCGAGAGAAGGGUAGAGGAGCACACAGUGGUUAACGUCAAGCUGCAGAACACUAUUGAUGAGCUACAGAAAAGAAACAGAGGUUUGAUGGAGCAGCUGAAGAAAGCUGUUUGCGCAACCAAGAAGUUCACAGUCGGAUCCCAGACCACAACAUGCCUCAUGGGUAUCCUACUUUCCUUCACAUUUUUCCUCUUCCCUCUCUUCUCGUCACCAUUCCAGUCAGUCGACACACAAACUACAUCAAAUAUCAUUCCUGGCAGAAGUCUGCUAUCAAUCUCAGACACGCCGAAGGCCUCCUUUAUUGAGAUAAUAGUAGACUACAUCGUUGAAAAAUUGGACAACACAAUGGAUAUCUAUACCUCUACCUCCGAGACCGUGUUUAUCAACAACGACACGCUGUUUCUAACUUGAAGUUUUCAAACGAUUUAUAGAGACUGAUAUUUUGUUGUUUUGUCGAUAGAAUCAUAUUCAUAACAUUUUUACAGAUCAUUCAACUCGGUGCGCGGUAAAACAGCAUUGUAGUUGUACAGCAUUGUCAUAAUGUAUGCCACUAUCCGCAUAUUUUGAUGAUAAUUUCAGUCAUUUGUACCAUGGAGCUGUUUAUUGAUGACCGCUGUUAUUGAUGACCGUUGUUGUUUUUGAUUGAAAUUAUAUGAAAAUCCAUUUCACCAGCCUAUUUGAAAUUCGCUAAUUUCGAAAAUUUCUUUUAAAUUAUUUUCUUGUAAAGCAUGUAUAAACGUAGGGAUUCUUAUUUUUCUCAAAUUUACAAGAUUGUCUCCAUUUUUAUUUUACUUCCCGAAUUUCCACCAAACAAAA